Molecule: messenger RNA, 3070 nt
Organism: Hymenoscyphus albidus
Lineage: Eukaryota; Fungi; Ascomycota; Leotiomycetes; Helotiales; Helotiaceae
Source: the annotation of a GenBank genome assembly
AGUUGAAUUAUUAUUGAAGCUGCUUGUAAGUUUCGUUUCCAAUUCUUUUUCAUGAAUCUAGUAGAAGCUUUUUGUGCUGAAAUAGAAGGCUUGAAUCCUGAAUGUCGCUUCGGAUCCUCGCUUCAGGAAGUAGACGGUCAAGAUAAUACAACUUGGGAAAAGGGAAACUAGUUAUUUCUCUAUCCAAGAAAAUAUUGGCAAUUGUUACGAAAUGCCGGGAAAUACGGAAUGACCGUGGAGAAUGAUCGAAGCGAUGACGAAGGGUUCGCCAUGUUUUACAAGGAAUCAACGUACCAUUCACCGCUUCAUUUCUAUGAUUGGCCGAGAAUGCAUCGUGAGAUGGCAUUGGGCACUGAUCGAGAGGGCUUCCAAGUUCGAUAUAAGACAACCACCACCUUCCUCGUCCGACUGCGGUCCUCUGCUCAGCCUUGUUGCGGCGUCGGGAGAGCGAGGGAGGUUAUCUUUGGCGUGGGAUGAUGCGCGAUGGAUGUUGGCCCUGCAGCGUGGCUUCUUAAUUGAAGGGUGAAGUGGUGAUGAUGGAUGGACAACGCAUACCCACACCAUGAGCAGGAGCAUGAGCGCGAGCGUGAGCACUCGCACCGAGCGAUGCGAUGCACGGGGUGACGAGAAAGCUGCCCAAUAUGUGCAAAGGAAGAGUGAGAGGGUUGGUGUUCGAUAGACCGUGACAAGCAUUCGCUCUAAUAUACAUAUAAUAAGCCUCGUCCACGAAUCCGAGGGCCGUGGUGACAUAUUGCGGUAUAUCGUCAUUCGUCGAGUGAAUAGGUACACGGUACUUGUGCUGCGCUGCGUUGCGACUCCGUAUUCAUCCCAUCCCGACGUAACAAGUACCGCGAAGACUUCCCCUCAUUAGUUGACCCUCCCACCAGCUGCCUCCUCUCUGCCUCGAUGUUGCGACCUCACAGUCUUACACACAUACACACACCCACACACCACCGGGACCAUCAUCCAGGAACCGACACAGACACCGAUACCGAACCGCCGACGAGGCACCUAACGUCGUAUCAUCGCUCUCGUCCACCUCAUAGGACGGGAAUUCGAGUGGUGUUCCCGGUCUUCAUUCGACGAGUCGUGGACUGGCUCGCUUUCUCCUCAAAUCCUCGGCCUCCUUUUUCAACCAACCACUAAGGCUCUCUUGACCAACCAAUCAAACGAAGCAAUUCGUUGCGAUUGUUGACAUCGCGAGAACCUCAACAAAAGGUCGCGCAAGCCGACUUCCAGUGUGCGACAGCCUCCAUUUCGCUCCCGUCGCACUCUGCACCUUCGGUUACAGCUUCACCGAUCGUCUUCAAACCGGACGGUCAGCUUCCGCCAUCUGCCUGCACCGAACCGUGAGCAAUCCACCGUGCCUCCAACAACAAACGCCGCCGUCGACAAAGACUCGACCGCUGGACUCGACCGACCACACAUCGCAUCCCUUGACUGGAUUCAUUGGAUCGAUAUCCCAUCUCAUCUCCUGCGACCGUGGUGAUCGCGAUUUUCCACGAAACACCGCAACUUGACCGAAUUGAACAUGGAUUCGCAGAACCCACCAGCUUCGUCCCACGGACAACCAGGGCAACGCGCACAGCCGGUGUAUGAUACCAAUCAUGGAGGUCAUUAUGGUUAGUUUCCGAGAAUUCCACGAUCCUAUGAAAGCAAACAAAAAUGCCGUCUUGUACCUCGAUGGAAUUCAUUGGCUAACGACUGCUUCUUGCGACAGGUGCCAGUGCUGCUGUACGUUCUCACCCAGAUGGGCUCGCGCAUCGCGCAUACCGAUGCAUCAAAGACCGAUCGACUGACUGAUUUUCUCUAGCUUGCCUCUCAAGGAUAUGCGCCCGUCGCCGAGUUUUAUACGGGAGCCUGGGCAAAUGUGAGAUCAUUCAUUGUACUCGCCAGAGAGCUGUCACUGAUGAGGGGUAUAGGUCAACCAAGGUCUUCACGGCAACUACAAGGACAUCCUCACGACCUAUUGGCAACACAUAAUCUCCCACCUAGAAACGGAGACGCACGACUACAAGCUUCACCAGCUCCCACUGGCCCGAAUCAAGAAGGUCAUGAAGGCUGAUCCAGAUGUCAAGAUGAUCUCGGCCGAAGCGCCUAUAUUAUUCGCAAAAGGCUGCGACAUCUUCAUCACUGAACUUACCAUGCGCGCAUGGAUUCACGCCGAGGAGAACAAACGCCGAACACUGCAGAGAUCUGAUAUCGCAUCCGCGUUGGCGAAAUCUGACAUGUUCGAUUUCUUAAUUGACAUCGUACCCCGCGAAGAGGCUGCUCAACACGCGAAGAGAGCUCCUGGAGGAACUGCCCCAGCCCCAGGAGUUCAAGGUCAACCAGCCGGUGCUCAACUCCCUCCUCAGCAUGUUCCGCAGCAACAGCCUAAUCACCCAGCUCAACAACACAUGGCACAGCCACCCACCUAUAUGCCUGCUGCUGGCCUAGCUCCCGAGGACGCUUACCAGCAACCUGUGUACGGUCAACAAAACCCAACGGCUGCUUAUGGCGCACCAGCUCCGGGCAUGUACAAUGAGAUGGAGGGAAUCUAUGGUUAUCCUAGUAUGGGACAACCCCAACAAGUAAGCUCGACUGACACUCAGCCCUACUCAAACUCUUCAAAUAUAUAACCUGUCACUUCUAUCCAAAAAACAAGAAGGGAAAUAUGAAUUGACAACUCUCAAUCAGAACAUGUACCAAGUCCAACAACAGCGACCACAUGAUCCAUCAGGAGUGGGCCAUGACGCAGGUCACGACUACCCACGAAACGACGGAGGUGAUGCCGACGCUGAUGCGGAGGGUGAGAGAGAUUAUGAGGUCGGUUAGAUGUUUAGUUCAUGUAGGGCGACGAAGCAGAUGGAUGGAUGAUGAUAUAUGUGUGUUUUCCUCGGAGUUUCAUGAUGAUUCGAUCCUUUUCUCUUUCUUUUGUUCCGGAAAGGAAACGAGUACCCCCUUACAGUAUUUUCAGUUGCGAAAACUUGCGUUGGCGCUUGGAUCGUAACAGUACAAGGGCUAUGAUAUGAUGGGCAGAAAACUUUCAUGAUGGUGAUCUCUUUUUAAAAUAAUGUUUUCAUGUACA